AUGGCACCCGGUUACUCUCGCACCAUGCUACCCCGAACAGGGCUUGCUCCACUGCUAGCCAGUCUCGACUUACCGGGCGAGAUUCAGCUGCCAGGCGGUGCAAUUCACUCAAUUGGCAGUGGUCAGCCUAGCUAUCGCAUCGUCUUCCGCUCCAAGAAGGCCCUUCAGACGCCGAUGACAGAGCUUAGCAUUGCAGAAGCUUUUGUAAGAGGUGACAUCGAUGUUGAGGGAGAUAUCGGAGUUCUUUUUGGUGCAAGGGAACGCAUACAGGAUAAGAUGCCAUUGCGACAAAAGAUUCAAUUCCUCUACGACUUUGCUCGGACAGCGACAAAAAUGAACGCCAAAGCUGUCGGCGAACAUUACAGUCGGGGUGACGACUUUUACUUGACUUUCAUCGACAAACGCUUCCGUUUCUACUCGCAUGGGCUCUUUCAGAAGCCCGACGAAAGCAUUGAAGAGGCUUCGGAACAUAAGCUUGAGUCUAUGUACCAGGGGCUUGGACUCAAGGAGGGCAUGCGAUUGCUCGAUAUUGGUGGCGGAUGGGGCGGCGUAACGCAGUAUUGCGGUGCCCGUGGAGUACACGUUACUACAUUGACCAUUGCGAAGGAUUCGCAGAGGUUCAUUAGCCGACUCAUUGAGGAGCAGAACCUUCCCGGUGAGGUCUUCCUCGAGGAUUUCCUCAACCACAACCCGGCUGAACCAUACGACCAUGCUGUUAUUUAUGGCGUGAUCGAGCACAUACCAAACUACCGCAGAUUUGCGCGCAGUGUUUGGAAAGUUCUGAAACCUGGCGGUAGACUAUAUCUCGACGGCUCGGCUGCUGUAGAGAAAUUUGCCGUGAGCUCUUUCACUCGCGAUUAUGUCUGGCGAGGAACUCAUACGUUCAUGACCCUCCAAGAUGUACUUGCCGAGAUGCUCUACCACGGUUUUGAGAUUGUCGACGUUGCCCGAGAGACUCGUGACUACGAGCUUACAAUGUUGGAAUGGGCAAAGCGUCUUGAGGCAGCAAAGGAAUAUAUCAUUGCUGGAUGGGGCGAGGAAACGUACCGAGUGUUUCGCUUGUUCUUAUGGGGUGGCACACAUGCCUUCAAGACGAAUAGCUUGCAAGCAUAUCACUUCAUUGCAGAGCGAACGUCGAGUCUCGGGCCUCGUCCGUCUAUUGCUCGAAGGAUAACCAGAUUUAUUGGCAACCUUCGAUAG
Cucurbitaria berberidis CBS 394.84 is the source of this 1200-nucleotide messenger RNA. RefSeq names its product S-adenosyl-L-methionine-dependent methyltransferase. Lineage: Eukaryota; Fungi; Ascomycota; Dothideomycetes; Pleosporales; Cucurbitariaceae. The coding region runs from base 1 to 1200 and encodes 399 amino acids. The transcript has a single exon. The record is from RefSeq and is a predicted model, not a curated record. Gene Ontology annotation, biological process: lipid biosynthetic process.